GGGCUCCUUCAAGUGAUCUUGCUGUGCCUGCUUCUACUGCUGCUCAAGGCAGCCCAGUUCUACCUGCAUCGGCAGUGGCUGCUGAAAGCCAUCCAGCAGUUCCCGUCUCAUCCUUCCCACUGGCUCUUUGGGCACAGCCAGGAGCUCCAACAGAACCAGGAGCUACAACAGAUUCAGAAAUGGGUGGAGACAUUCCCAAGUGCCUGUCCUCAUUGGCUAUGGGGAGACAAAGUUCUUGUCCAGCUCUAUGACCCUGACUACAUGAAGGUGAUUCUGGGGAGAUCAGACCCUAAAGUUACAGAAAUCUCCAGACUCCUGGCUCCCUGAAUUGGGUAUGGUUUGCCCCUGCUGAAUAGGCAGAAGUGGCGCCAGCACCGGCGGAUGCUGAUCCCAGCCUUCCAUUUUAACAUCCUGAAGCCCUAUGUGGGGCUCAUGGUGGACUCCGUACAAGCGAUGCUGGACAAAUGGGAGGAGCUCAUUGGCCAGGACUCCCCUCUGGAUGUCUCUCAGCAUGUCUCCUUGAUGACUCUGGACAUCAUCAUGAAGUGUGCCUUCAGUUACCAGGGCAGCGUCCAGUUGGACUGGGAUAUCCAAUCCUACAUCCAGGCCAUUGGGGACCUCAAAAACCAGUUUAUUUCCUGCAUGGGCAAUGUCUUUCAUCAGAAUGACACAAUCUACAACCUGACCCCUACCGGCUGCUCAAACCACCAUACCUGCCAGCUUGUCCAUCAGCACACAGAUCAAGUGAUCCAACUGAGGAAGGCUCGCCUGCAGGAGGAGCGGGAGCUGGAGAAGGUCAGGAGAAAGAGGCAUUUGGAUUUCCCAGACAUCCUCCUUUUGGCCAAAAUGGAGAAUGGCAGCAGCUUGUCAGACAAGGACCUCCGUGCUGAGGUGGACACAUUUAUGUUUGGAGGACAUGACACCACAGCCAGCAGCAUCUCCUGGAUCUUCUGUGCUCUGGCCACACACCCCAAGGUUCAGCAGAUGUGCCCGGAGGAGAUCCAGAGCCUCCUGGGAAAUGAAGCCUCCGUCACCUGGAACCACCUGGACCAGAUGCCCUACACUACCAUAUGCAUCAAGGAGGCACUGAGACUCUACCCACCGGUGCCAAGCAUUAGCAGAGAGCUCAUCACUCCUGUCACCUUCCCUGAUGGGCGCUCAUUGCCCAAAGGAUUGAAAGUCAGCCUUUCCAUUUAUGGCCUUCACCACAACCCGAAGGUGUGGCCAAACCCAGAGGUGUGUGACCCUUCCCGCUUUGCUCCGAGUUCUGCUCAACAUAGCCAUGCUUUCCUGCCCUUCUCUGGAGAAUCAAGGUGA
This is a messenger RNA of Saimiri boliviensis boliviensis (Bolivian squirrel monkey), 1317 nucleotides long. The record is from RefSeq and is a predicted model, not a curated record. NCBI's taxonomy places the organism in Eukaryota, Metazoa, Chordata, Mammalia, Primates, Cebidae.